AUGAAGGACUCAUUGCUGAGUUCACUGUACUCGCGCGAGUUGUCCGACCCGGCCGUCCGCUCGCGCAGCUAUCGAAAGCUGUACAGCAGCAGCAGUCUUAUCAACGACCUCGAUAUCACGCAAGAGCUGGGCGGGCACAGCGGUUGCGUCAAUGCACUGUCCUGGAGCAAGUCGGGCCACUAUCUCGCGUCAGGCUCAGACGACCAGCACCUCAACAUACACCACUAUCAAGGUCAAGGGAUGAGUACCGACUUUCGGCUCGCCUGCACCGUGGCUACUGGUCAUACGCAGAACAUUUUCUCUGCCAAGUUUAUGCCCUACAGUAACGACAAAACCGUAGUCACAGCGGCUGGAGAUGGGGAGGUAAGGGUGUUCGACCUGGAAUACGCUGGGCAAACUCGGGAAGCGUCUCGGGCGGCUACUCUCGCAACACAAGGAAGACGGAGAGGCCGGAACAUCGUGUACAACGGUGUAAAGUACUUGUCCGACGGCGACACGGACUGCCGAGUGUACCGCAGUCAUGGCGAUAGAGUCAAGCGUAUCGUUACCGAAUCAUCGCCACAUUUAUUCCUUACUUGCAGCGAAGACGGCGAGGUAAGACAAUUCGACCUGCGAUUGCCAUCGUCAGCGUAUCCAUCAGCUCGUGCUGGUCGACCUACCCCUCCGCCGCUCAUAUCAUACAAACGAUUCGGACUUGACCUGAACACCAUCUCGUGCUCCCCCAGCCAGCCAUAUUACAUCGCCCUAGGAGGUGCUCAUCUACACGCCUUUCUGCACGACAGACGUAUGACGGGUCGCGACAGAUUGAUGGAGUCGGGCACGCCUCUUCCGCACGUCGACAGCAUGUCUUCGUCAGAGCAAGACUUGAUGAGCCAGGCAACGCAAUGCGUAAGGAAGUUCGCACCCAAGGGGCAACGAAGGAUGAAGCGGCAGGACAGCGGCCAUAUCACCGCUUGCAAAAUUAGCGACGCCAGGCCGGACGAGAUGAUCGUAAGCUGGAGCGGAGAUCACAUAUACUCCUUCGACCUGAUCCGAGACCUUCCCGUAUCAGCUGGCGAUCCACCCGUCGCGGAGAACCAGCGGCGCAAGCGGAAGCGCAGAGCAGACGGCAGCGAUGCCUCAAUGACGCAGACAGUCCCGCUCUCCUCGCAAGAACCUGACCGAGCUUCCCUACGAAUUCGCUAUCGGAAUGGCCAGAGUGAAGACAUCCAGUUGUCUAAUUCCAGCCGACCCGGUCCGGCUCUGACCGAUAGACAAACAGACGCUCGACAGAUCGCCAAAGGUACUGUGGCCCUGCGGGCAUCCCUGUUCGGGCCAGAGCACGAGGAGGCUGCGACUAUCGCUCGUUUCACGACCUCUCUGGGCGAGGCCGCGAGCAUCCUCGGGCGGAUGGAUGAAGCAAUGAGAGAAUGGCGGUACCCUAUGGAUCCUGAGCAGGACCAGGUCUACACACAACAAAUUCUUCGAGAGAAGCGCGAAAGUAGCCGCAGAUUUGUACAAGCUGCUGGAACCAUCGCGCGGGUGCUCGGCGGCCGGUUGCAGACCCCAGCAGCUUCCGGCUCAGCCAUGGCACAAUUUGCCGAAAUUGAAGUCAGGACCAGUGACCGAGAAUUGCCCUCCAAAGAACAAUUCCGAUACGAUUUUCUGCGAGCGAUCCUGCUCUGGCUGGACUCGGGAAUUGGCCAGCUAAUCGACGGCUUCACGCGGCCCAGUGAUGUCCAGCCAACUCGCAAACAAGGGCUCAGGCUACCAAUACCCGAAGCCGAAGCAACUACAGAGUCGAUUGACGAAUAUUUGGUCCCUUACCUGUUGUCGCUUGCCAAUGACCAUCCUGUCGUGGAUCUCGAUACGAAUCGUUUCGAAGUAGACGAGAGCCGUCAUCUGUUCCCAACAGAAGUGGCCGCCGUCAGAGCGUUUGCGGAAGCGGUCAAGAUUCCAUUCGCGGACAUUUCAUCUGCUAUUGAUGAAGCCGAAGGCAGCGCAGACCAGUUUCAGACGCAGGACCGUCAAGUCGCUCGCAAGUUCUGGGCGCACAAGGUGGCACGGGGCAUCCUUUUAAGUGCGGCCGAGGAACUCAACUAUGUCACUGUCGACCGUGCCUUUGGCGGUCUUGGUAGGGUCGUCCGGGAGGACGACGGCAACGAUCUUGUGCAAGGUCCGGGUCCGGCAAGGGUUGGCGUGGAUUCUAAUGCUGGCGAUGAUGAUCAUGAUGAUGACCAGGAUGAGAGCAGCGAUGUAUACGACGAUGAUGACAACGACAAUGACGGUUUCGAUGACGAAAGCGACGACGGGCGAUCGACCUCGAGUUCCGAGCCAGACGAAGAGGAUGGCGUCCCUAAUCUUGCUUCGCGAUACAUCUACCGCUCUGCGAUGCAACGUCGGCAGUCGAGGCAUCGAGUCGAAGCUGACACGCCAUGCUCCAAGCCAACGAGACAGUAUCGCGGGCACUGUAACGUGAGAACCGUCAAAGACGUGAACUACUUCGGGCCCGAGGAUCAGUAUGUGGUCUCCGGCUCGGAUGAUGGCAACUUCUUCAUUUGGGAUCGACGCACAGGAGAGUUAUUGAACGUGUUGGAGGGCGACGGCGAGGUGGUCAAUGUUAUUCAAGGCCAUCCAUACGAGACUAUGCUGGCUGUUUCCGGAAUCGACCACACGAUAAAGAUAUUCUCGCCCGAUGCUCGCGCUCGUGAAGCAGCGCGUCGUGGAAUAGGAGUAUCAGCGCAUGAUCCAUCAACAGAGCAAUCACGUAUGGACCACGACGAUGAGUAUGUCGCUGCCACUGGCUUGAGUAGCCGCAAGCGCAUGCACGAUGUAUAUCGCAUUACGCAGACGAAUGAGAUGGAGCGCGAAGGUGGCAAUCAGGACUCCGCGAUCACUGUAAGUGUCAGUCUUCCUGCUUGCUGUCCGGACUGCAAUUGA
This is a messenger RNA of Zymoseptoria tritici IPO323, 2919 nucleotides long. RefSeq lists its product as uncharacterized. Gene Ontology annotation, molecular function: protein binding. NCBI's taxonomy places the organism in Eukaryota, Fungi, Ascomycota, Dothideomycetes, Mycosphaerellales, Mycosphaerellaceae. The transcript has 4 exons. Gene Ontology annotation, cellular component: Cul4-RING E3 ubiquitin ligase complex; cytoplasm. Gene Ontology annotation, biological process: negative regulation of fatty acid biosynthetic process. The coding region runs from base 1 to 2919 and encodes 972 amino acids. The record is from RefSeq and is a predicted model, not a curated record.